Molecule: messenger RNA, 3624 nt
Organism: Penicillium brasilianum
Lineage: Eukaryota; Fungi; Ascomycota; Eurotiomycetes; Eurotiales; Aspergillaceae
Source: the annotation of a GenBank genome assembly
GGGGGUUUCUCUUCGACUCUUCUUAUCUUUCUCGGUCGAUAUAACAAUUAUUGAGCCGCAAAUUAUUGCUCUUAUCUGCAAUUGUUGCGCCUGUGCUCCUUGGCUCUUGCCUGGCGUCUUUGCCUGAUGUUCCACAUUGUUUCGCCACACGCGUCAUCCGCAGUGACCCUGUUCUAGCUCCAACUCCAGCCCCAGUCCGAGCUCGAGCUUGACUUGUUCAAGACCCUUGUCCUGCAGCGCUGAUUUGCUCUCAAAUAUGUUCUGCACAAUCUCGCCUUGAUUGAUAGUGCUCAUUGCGACCGCUUAACAAAGUGUGGUCUGCUUGCUUUCCACCGCAUUCGAGGUUUAGAGCUUUGGCUCAAUUGAUCGAAUGAGCACCGCCAUCAACACAAUCAGUGGCACUCGACGACCUUUACUCCGAUCGGAACACAACUUUUAAACGCAUCACGGUAAUACGUCGCGAGUAUAAUAUUUCCUUUAGAGUCGAGGCUUUCUAAACCCCCCCUUUUACGCGACACGCAAACCCGUCGCCGCCGCACCACGAUCGCAACGCUUUCCCUCCGCCUCACCGUCUAGCCCGACUAGAGAACCCCAGCACAGCGAAUACCCACUUCUCACCGCUAAGAAAGCUGGGAACGGUCCAAUGGGCGGACACGAACAAGAUCAUGGUCCGGCGACGCCCUCAGGGACCCGCUCGAAGGACCCCGCGCCCGAUAAUGGCCCUGCUGGCAAACUUUCCAAGUCCUCCAAGCGAAGAAAAAACCGCAAUCGCAAGCGUCGCAAUCGACAGGAGUCGUUUCUAACACCUGCCCCGGAAGAAGCCCAUGAUAGAUCUGGAACAGUUCCGGGGAGUGGUGGUGCUAGAGAGGCGAUGGAGGACGAUCGGCCAACGUCCAAGGAUAACCAGUCGUACUUUACAUUGCGCCGGAGGAGGAGCACUACUAGCAUUGAGAGUGAUGCGCUACUGGAUCAUCGAGACCAACCCAUCAUGCGUCCUCGACGGGACAGUCGAGCUGCAACAUCGUUCCGCCCAAGCUCCCUUCUCUCCGGAGCUUUUCGGUCCAACGACAGUCAAUCGCGCAACACCCCAAGGACGGGCCGGACCCAGCAAUACCAGGAGGGAGAUAGCGACGACGCAGAUGCUACCGACCGCACGCCGCUGAUCCGUGGAGGCUCGGGCCACGCAUCUGGCCUGUCGCGGUACGGGACAGACUCACGGCCUAGCCCCUUCACACGCCAACGCCGGGCAUCCGUCCAGUCGACGUCAUCCCGAUGUUCACCGCGAGGUCACUACAGCCCUCCAUACACUCCGGAUGUAGAGCGUGACUACGAUAUCAACAACCCGCCUUCGAUUCCCGGAACGCCCAAAUUGGGCCCUGACAUGAACUAUGACGAUGCGGUGGUGACGGGAGCCGAGUUUGACUUUGCGCUGGGACGAUCGACUGACACGCGCAGGGAGUCUGUGAACCGGCCCAAUGAUGCGUUGAUCGACAUUGACGGUGGUGGCCGCCAAUACUCUGAACCUUCUUCACUCCACUCACAUGAGUUUUCUCCACAAGAACUGCGACGGCGCCGUACCAUUGCGCUGCCGGUGGAAGAGGACGUCUGUUUUCCUACAGAGGAUGUCUCCGAGAUAGGCGAUGAAGAGCCGAGGGCGCCGAGAGACGAACAGGGUGAACGUCGUCGACGCAGACGCCGACAGUGGCCGGACCUCUCUGUCCUGGAAGAAUGGAGUCGUGAAGAAAAGGAAGUUCGCAGCGGGGACUUGCGCGUGAAGAAGAUCAGCGAACCCAUGUUUGUCGAAGGCCGACUGCGACCUCAGUAUAAAUCGUGGCGACGUGAGGAAGAUGAUGCCCCUUAUCGGUUUACCUAUUUCAACGAGGAGUUCCCGAGCACUAUUCAUGCCCAGACAAUCUCGGAGUUGGUACAACCCGGCAGUAGUUUCCGUGAACUAUUCAUCCCCGAUCCACCGGAGUUGGAGGAUUCAGAUUCUGAUGAUGAGCCAGAAGUUGAUCCUUCUGUGAACGGGAAUGCUGCUUCUGGCGUUGGUGGUGGAAACCGAGGAUCGGGAUCUCACUUCGAAAGCCAUUCCACCAAUACGCACAAUGGAAAUAACUACAAUGGCACGGCACCCACCAAUUUGGAACCGCGCAAUGGUCACGAUUACCCCCCUAGCACGGUUAACAACCAUCGCAGCAUUCCAAACCCGCGUUUGUCUAUUAUCAGCGAGACGCGCCCAGGAUCAACCCGAGAGGCAUCGCCAUCACAUUCAAAUGUCCCCGAAAAGCCCAAGCGGUAUGGCCCGCGGCCAACCUUUUGGUUGGAUGUCCUAUCUCCAACAGAUGCGGAGAUGCGUGUCAUUGCCAAAGCAUUUGGCAUUCACGCCCUGACAGCGGAGGAUAUCAUGAUGCAAGAAGCUCGCGAGAAAGUAGAGCUUUUCCGCAGCUACUACUUUGUCAACUACCGUACCUUCGAACAGGAUCGCAACAGCGAAGACUACCUUGAGCCUGUCAAUAUGUACGUGGUGGUCUUCAGGGAGGGUGUGCUAUCCUUCCAUUUCUCACAGACGCCCCAUCCUGCCAACGUGCGUCGACGAAUCCGCCAGCUUAUGGACUACCUAAUCCUCAGCUCGGACUGGAUUUCCUACGCCUUGAUUGAUGACAUCACUGAUGUGUUCGGUCCCUUGAUUCAAGCGAUCGAAGAUGAAGUAGACGAGAUUGAUGAGAAGAUUAUGCAGAUGCACUCUUCCCACAAGGAAGAUUCUUCCGAUAACGUGCCCCCCUCUUUUGCGCCGGGUGAGAUGCUGCGGCGCACUGGUGAAUGCCGCAAGAAGGUCAUGGGCUUGUAUAGGCUACUCAGUAAUAAGGCGGAUGUCGUAAAGGGCUUUGCUAAGCGAUGCAAUGAACAGUGGGAGGUGGCCCCCAAGUCGGAGAUAGGAUUAUACUUGGGGGACAUUCAGGAUCAUAUUAUGACUAUGACCGGAAACUUGACGCACUAUGAGACGAUUUUGUCUCGUGCGCAUUCCAAUUACCUGGCACAAAUCAACAUUCUGAUGAACGAGCGCCAGGAGCAGACUGCUGAUGUUCUCGGUAAAUUGACGGUUCUUGGUACAAUCGUCCUGCCGAUGAAUAUUAUCUGCGGUAUGUGGGGUAUGAACGUGAAGGUGCCUGGGCAGGAUAUCGAUAAUUUGUGGUGGUUCUGGUCUAUUACUGCCGGCUUACUCUUCUUUGGCCUUGCCUCGUUCUUAAUUGCCAAACGGGUGUACAAGAUUGUAUAAAUGGGCAUCGGCUCGUGCCUCGUUUGUGUGAGGAUCUAUCUCACUUAUUUUCAGCCGAUGAUCUAUUUUGCCUCGUCUGUGGCUGAUUUUCCUGCUUCUGUACCCCUCAAUGUCUGAUUUUCUUCGUAUAUGAUGAUUGCCAGUUUAGCACUUGGGCCUACAUAAGCGUGUGAAGGCAUCUGAUUUUAGCCUUGGUAUGGGUUGUGAUUAUACACAGGUGGUUCAUGUUUUUACUUUGUGAUUCCUGUUUUUGGUACUCACAGUGUACGCAUUGUACAUAAACUUAAUGCUAGAAUUGUACAGUAAGCUUCUCUUCUAUCUACAUAGGAUGAAUGAUUACUCUUUAC